UAGUGCUGGUUCUCCUAGGCAGGAGCUGAGGGGAAUUUACUGAGAGAUGUGCUCUCCUCGCCGACCCAAAUCAUCUCAUGAGCCAGCUUGGCUACAGAAAAGCACAGACACCCCCCUGACCAGCCACUCUUCUGAGAACUGCCCAUGCAGACCUGACUAGCACCACAGGUGUGAAACACUAGUGUGCUAUUUGCCUGGGUCUCCUACAGUAAGAUGUGCGUUACUAAGUAGGUGGCUGGGUGAGGAUUACAAGUCAGAAAGCAACCUCAGCAGAAACAGAUACAUAAUUACGAUUGCCUCCAGAACUGCACACAUGAUUUGAAUUAAUGGACAUGCUGCGAAGUCCAGAUUCCUGCAUUGUGAAGCUGGAGCUGAGAUGCAGGUCCACUGGGACCACUCCUCCAUUGUCGCCCAGACAGCACCAUCACUGGAUGCUUCCUCGCUGGAUGCUGCCCUGGUAGCUUGCACGGAUACAGUGACUUUCACCGAGGUGGUGGAGGGGGAGACCUGGGGCUCCUUCUACUCAUCCUAUAAGACAGAGCAGUUGAUAACCCUAUGGGUGCUCUUUGUUUUCACCAUUUCUGGGAAUUCUGUCGUGCUGUUCUCCACAUGGAAGAGGAAAAGGAAGUCCAGGAUGACCUUCUUUGUGACUCAGCUCGCCAUCACAGACUCUUUCACAGGUCUGGUCAACAUCUUGACAGACAUUAUCUGGAGGUUCACUGGAGACUUCCUGGCGCCUGACCUGGUCUGCCGAGUGGUUCGCUAUUUGCAGGUUGUGCUGCUCUAUGCCUCCACCUAUGUCCUUGUGUCCCUCAGCAUAGACAGAUACCACGCCAUCGUCUACCCCAUGAAGUUUCUGCAAGGAGCAGAAAGGCAAGCCAAGGUCCUCAUUGGGGUGGCCUGGAGCCUCUCUUUCCUGUUCUCCAUCCCCACCCUGAUCAUAUUUGGGAAGAGGACAUUGUCCAAUGGUGAAGUGCAGUGCUGGGCUCUGUGGCCUGAUGACUCUUACUGGACUCCGUACAUGACCGUGGUGGCCGUCCUGGUAUACUUCAUCCCGCUGACCAUCCUCAGCAUCAUCUACAGCAUUGUGAUCAGAACCAUCUGGAUGAAAAGCAAAGCUCCUGAGACAGUGAUCUCCAACUACUCAGAUGGGAAACUGUGCACCAGCUACAACCGGGGGUUCAUCUCAAAGGCAAAAGUCAAGGCCAUCAAGUACAGCAUCAUCAUUGUCCUUGCUUUCACCAUCUGCUGGAGCCCAUACUUCCUGUUUGACAUUUUGGACAACUUUAACCUCCUUCCAGACACCAAGGAGCGCUUCUACGCUUCUGUGAUCAUUCAGAACCUACCAGCCCUGAACAGUGCCAUCAACCCCCUCAUCUACUGCAUCUUCAACGGCGCCAUCUGCUUCCCCUGCAGGGAACAAAAAUCACAGGUAUCCAGAAUGACCUGCCGAGAGAGAAGCGAGAGGCAUGAGCUGCAGUUUUUGUCCAAGCCAGAAUUCAUCUAGCCUGGGAUGGGCUGAGGCAAACCUGGGUUAGCUUCCCAGGGACCCCACUAGGUCCUGCAUGUGCAUGGAGCACUGGCCAUUGUGUCACCAGCAUGGCAAGCAUUGCCCAGCACACACUCACCAAUCUUCAUGCAGCCCAGGAAAACACCUGUCCUUUCGUCCCUGUUUCCAAGCCUCCUCCCACUGGUCAGCACCUGAGCCUAGAGGACUGAGCACACCAGCUCAGAGUCCUGGCUGAGGUGAGCCAAGGGAGUUGAUAGGCAGAAGGGACAAAGAAAGCAGACUGUCUGUCUGUGAGUCUCUUAAUUAUAACAAAAGAAGAAAAUAAAAUAUUCAGUCAAGAUUGGACUUCUCCUUGCCAGCUUCAGAUUGGAAAUCAGACAGGUGCAGCUAAGACGAUGUUUGUGCUCUGUGGUCCUUUUGCAAAUGCAUGUGUGGGCUGCAGCAAAGCUCCCAGUCUCAUCGUGUCAACAGUGCUUUGUAAGAAGUGCACAGUUGUGGGCAAGGUCACAGUGCAGGGACCUUCCUCCAGUAGCUAAGCAACGUGGUAAAAAGUCACAGGCCCCACAGAGCCAGGAUCAGGAACUCACACACCUUUGAGGCUCCCUGAAAGUUCCACCCUCUACAGCCCACGUCUGGGUCACUGAGCCCCAAUCCUGUCCUCUUCUAUGGAUGCUUUGCCAGGCUCAGUGCAUUUGUAAGCUUUUUAUCAUUUUUGCAGUGGUGAUCUACCCAACACCUCCACCGGCAAGUGCUACAGGCUUACUUUGACAGAUCUGGAGCUUGGUACUUACCAGCAUAAUCCACGUGAAAUAUGACUAAAUGUUUUCUUGACAAUUUUUCCCUUCAGAUUUUUCCAUAAGUGGAAAUGGAAUAAUUUAAUUUGAUUAUGUAUACAUCUCCACCCACUGCUCUAGGAUACUUGUGAGCACCUUAUUUUUAGCUUCACAUACAUCCUUGACAUUAAAAUCUCCUUGGCAAAAAUCCUCCUUUCCAGAGUUUAAAUCUCUCUCUUUUUUUUUUUUUUUUUUUUUGGCUGAGUGCUAGUGGAGUCAUUAAAAUGUUCAAUGUAUUUUAAUAGCACGCCAUUCCUCAUCGCAGCAUCAACCCAAAGACUGCAAGUUUAAGGUCAUUGUGGCAACUUUUCCAUAAAUUCUCUAUUCAAUUCUAUCUGACCUUAGGGAAAGUAUCUCUUUAGGCAGAAGUCAGACUCCCCAGUCACCAUCUUGCUGAAAAUUAGCCUCUGCAGUUGACGUACCUGAAUAUUCUAGUUUUCCAUAUCUACAAAACAGUUGUGAGGAUUGCUUUCCUCUCCAUCUAAUCAGCUAGGUUUGAGGAACCCUGGAAGCCCUUUGAGUAGCUCCGAAGUGCUUUUCAGCACUUCCCUUUAAAUCAAAAGGUGCCACAGAAGGCCCACAAAAUUGGAGUUAAAAUUGCUGCCUGCACAUAAGCUGAUUAGCAGUGUGGAAUCCUAGUGGGUGUCCUGGGCAGCAAACAGAACCCAGACCCUUUUGACAGGUGCGUUCCAUCUCUGUCAAGUUCCCUUGUCAGAAGACAGCUCCUGUCAUCAUCCUUCAGGAUGACACUUCUCUCAAUUAAGGGGAGAGUGGGGAGGCAAGGGGCCCUAUGCUCUUCACAAACUGUGGAUGUGAUUUUUUUAGCUCUUGUGAUGUCUCUCUCCACCCUCAAAACACUGGAGACCAAUAAAGUAAUUGGACAAUUGCUUCAGGAUAAACUACCACUAACCUGAAAUGCACUUUAUGUUGGUGUGUGUUCUUGAAGCUUUAUUUCUGUGUAUUUAUGAACUUGGGAGUGAUGAUUUAAACAUUAGAACACUUGAAAUCAUUAAAUGACCUUGCAUGAAACGUU
Molecule: messenger RNA, 3376 nt
Organism: Cavia porcellus (domestic guinea pig)
Lineage: Eukaryota; Metazoa; Chordata; Mammalia; Rodentia; Caviidae
Gene: Npsr1
Product: neuropeptide S receptor 1
Exons: 10
Coding region: 377-1507 (376 amino acids)
Biological process (GO): neuropeptide signaling pathway; positive regulation of release of sequestered calcium ion into cytosol
Cellular component (GO): cytoplasm; plasma membrane
Molecular function (GO): vasopressin receptor activity; neuropeptide receptor activity
Source: RefSeq, a predicted model, not a curated record